Molecule: messenger RNA, 2281 nt
Organism: Mycena citricolor
Lineage: Eukaryota; Fungi; Basidiomycota; Agaricomycetes; Agaricales; Mycenaceae
Source: the annotation of a GenBank genome assembly
AUGAGGUCUAGUCACAAUCCUCUCUUCGCUGCUGUGAGUGAGCCCGCACGCGGAUGGAAGGUAUGGGGCGAAGAACAGAACGCGUAUCUCUCGCUCUUUCCACUUUCCGAGACCUGCAAGCGACUGCGCGAAUUCCUCAAGCCGCUCCUGUUCAGAACAAUCCACAACUGGAAUGUAGAUGGGAAGAGGGUGUGGCCGAGAGCUAUCUGGCCGCAUGCGGUAGAGGUGAACCUCCGAGACCAUGCUGCGCGGGACCUCAGAUUUCUACAACUCACUGACGACGUCUACGCCCCGCUCUCCCACAUGCCUCUGUUGACGACAGUGAUUCUACGGUACAAUGCGUCAGUGCCCUCGGACGCGCUGCGAUGCGUCGGUGCUCUCUCAUGUCUGACCUCCCUUGAGAUUCACCAAGCACGUCUCGACGGACCUGUCCCCUCGUCUCUCGACUUCCCGUCGCUGCAGAGGCUGCUCGUGUCCGUAUCCGGGUUCCGAGGGAUCGUGCGAGCAAGCGACAUCGACCGCGUAGCUGAGCGAGCGCACGUUGGGAGCUUGCUGCGCUGUGUUUCAGCCAGAUUGUGUUUCCUCCACGUCUCGGGCGACCUGCUGCCCGACGACUUUGACGACAUUCGAUGGCCACGUCUGCGGACCCUGAUCAUUUCUGAGCACACCCCCGCCACGUACUUGCCGGUGCCGGCGUUGAUAGCCCAGAUGCCGCAGCUUCAGAAGCUGGAGCUUCUGUAUGCCGCGGACAUGGCCCGCACCUCGGACGAGCUCCACCCGCCGUUCAUAUACGGUGAUCCUGUCGACAAGACGUUGACUUCCGCCUUGCCUUUCCUGACCUCCCUUUCCUUGUCGAAUCUCGCCGCGGACGACCCCAUCUUCUCCCAGCUUCCCUUGUCACUUACUGGUCUUCAUGUCCACGCGCGGAGAGAUCCAUACUACGGCGAACCGCGCGACUUUUGGGAUCGAGGCGAGACUGCACUCUCUAAUGCUGAGGCCAUGGCGAUUAUCGAUCGAGUGUUACACCUUUCAGAUCUUGAGGAGCUCACCAUUGUGUUGCGCGAGUACCCGACAGCUGAACUUCUUGAAGUGAGUGUUUUUCGUUUUCCGCGAUUGACCUUCCUCGAGGCUUCUCAUACGACGUAUCGGCUCGCACGUGAAUGGCAAUACGAUGAGCUGUGGGAUGCAAGAGAUCCUACUAAGCUUGCGUGGUUGGCACGUCUGAAGCAACUUCAGACUCUCAGAAUAUUACUUGAUCUCCUUCGGAAUCCGGCCGAGACUGAAGUGUAUGAUCGCCCAAUUGUGGAAUAGAUCUUUCCUGGGAUUCCGUCGCUGAGAGAGCUUCAGCUUUCGCACUUCUACCAUGGUGCUCGGCCGCUGUGGCGCAAGCCAGACGCCAUGUGCUGCAUCAUAUAUGACCUAGACGUGGUGGCGCACCAACUCUUCCGUCUCCUUCCAUCGCAUAUCGUAUACCAGUCGUUCACCCGGACGUUGACCCUUAUUAUCACUGAUGUGCUUGCACAACCGGAUCUUCUGACUUCCGUCCGCCCUGUCCUCGAUGUCGUCGGUUUUUAGCAAUGCUUGCGUGCUUUGGUCUAUCGCGAGAGUAGCUAGACAGCCCAUUAUAAGAGUUCUUCGAACCAAGCGGUCAAGGAAGUAGACUGGGACCGACAACGUGCAAACUAUGGAAAUGCUAGUCAGACCGAAUCGAGGGCUUGUUGAAUCCAAAAACAAUCUAGUCAGCAGAAAUUUUGUCUCUUUCUGUGAUUGGUGGGCACCAGGUCGAGUGAGUAUAUCAGAAUCUGAGUGUGCCAACAUGUAAUAUCACUGCGGAGUCACGUACUCGAGUAUACUCUCAGCAUCAACUUCUCGGUUCAUCCCCGAUGGUGUACAUUCUUUGGGAGUGAAUGGAUCGAAGACGAUAAGGGUGUAUCGCACAUGUGGACUCACUCUUUCCUUCACUUGUACAGCAGCAACUGUAGUACAACACAACACACAGCUCCUUCACAGAGGGUCCAAUCUGCGUGGCUUCUCCGAAGCUUAAGCUUCUGCGCAGCUUUGGUUGCUCUCUUGCCGUGCGUUCAACGUGGUUGUGGCAUGCCCCCGAUACGUUUAGUCAGUGCCAUGAUAACACAUUUUUGAAAAAUCCAAACCCCUCAUACAGUGCAGGGCGCUUGAUGAUUCCAUCUCAUCCCGGACAUCUGUUUUCUGUCGAGUUCCCAUUCAAGUAUGACCCAGAUCUGUCGUUGUAGUAUUUAAUGGCAUGGUACUUACAUAUUCC